This is a messenger RNA of Fusarium verticillioides 7600, 2177 nucleotides long. RefSeq lists its product as hypothetical. Bases 591 to 1481 code for a protein of 296 amino acids. Gene Ontology annotation, biological process: intracellular protein localization. The transcript has 2 exons. NCBI's taxonomy places the organism in Eukaryota, Fungi, Ascomycota, Sordariomycetes, Hypocreales, Nectriaceae. Gene Ontology annotation, cellular component: plasma membrane. The record is from RefSeq and is a predicted model, not a curated record.
GUUUACCGCGAAGCAAGCAUUGCAUCUAAUCUUGGCCGUUGCUGCAUAACGAUUCCAUCAUUCCAGCUUGGGGCAAUUGAUUUCAAGGCACCGCAAACAUCGCCAUCCUUUGCGUAUAAGCGCCUCAUUUCUCUCAUUCAGAGACUGCUUUGCUUAGGAGAGUGUGCGGUUGCUUCGACAAGACUAAGCGGCCUGUCGUCGGUCGUAAUCAGGGGAACUUCCCCUACCCGGACCCUUCCAUAAAGCUUCCCGGCAGUUGCUCCGCGCGCCAGAAACGCCUCUUCAUUUUAACAUUCACUCUCACCUUAUCGACCGACAAGUAUAAUACGUUCGCCCGACAUGGCCGAACACGAACCUGUUACCACGAUGGCAUCGCCGUCGCCUCAGCCUGACAUGACGAGAAACCGACUACCUACGCUCUUUGAGGUCUUGAGUCGUCGCACUCUCCCUCCCGUCGACCUUUUCUCGUUCUAUAUCUACAUGCGCGAUCAGCAACGUUCGGUGGAUUAUCUCGACUUCUGGUAGGUUCAUGCAGGAUUGACUUUCCAGAAAGCUUAGCUGACAUAGCCAGGCUCGAUGUUGCUCAGCACAUGUCGCUCUGCCGACAUUAUGUUCGCGAACUUCGACGAUCCGUCCUUAUUGGUACUCCCGAAGCACAAUCAAAACGAUCUUCAGCUAUCCUCGAGAAUAUUGGCGACUUGGAACCUAGAGCGGCAGGUCCGUCCAUGUAUGCGACUGAGAAGGAGAAGAACCAAGAUGCGCAAAUGUCUGCAUUCCUUAGAGAGGACCAAAGUCACGAUUCACCUCAGAGUGCCUCUGCGCCUGUUAGACCCAGCCCUCAGUUCAGCAACUCUCACGAAGUCACUACCGAAUCCAACUCGCCCGCUCAUACCGUUGCGCGACAGGAUAUCCGAGCCUCAGCUGAGAAAAUUCUCUACACUUUCCUUCUUCCUGGAGCUGAGCGAGAAAUCACCCUCCCAGGUUCUAUUACCGCAGAGGUAACUACUGCCAUCGAAGAGUAUGGUCGCGACGAUCCCGAGGUAUUCGAUGUUGCCAAGGACUAUGUCUUCCAAGCUAUGGAGCGAGAUGCUUUCCCAGGCUUCCUUCGAAUGAAGGCUCUAGGCAACCUUAUCCCACCCACGCUCAUCAUGCGACUUAUCCUUGGUCUUAUUGCCAUGUUUGCCGCCCUCUGGGCUGCGUUUGUUCUCAUUUUCCUUGAUUACUCUCGUGCAACCAGAUGCUGGCUCAUCCUUCCAUUCACCGUCGGUGUCUAUUUCCUUGCGUCUUACCAAUACUCUCUGGACCCAAUCAUGGCCCUGGUUGGUUACAGCGAGUACACCCCCUUCAACUUCUCUCGCAUUCGUGAACCCUACGUUCGCAAGCUCAUCGCCAAGCGUGCUAUCAUGGUCCUCGCAGUGACUGUUCUCAUUGAUGCCGCACUCUGUGUUCUCUUCAUUCUUGUUCCAGGAAAGCGUCUCUAAGCAACUAUUCUUUUCACAUUCAACCGCGGUCACUAAUGCCGGCCAUUAAUGGCCUUUCGAAUUCCCAUUAAAAGAAAAAGCCAUCUCCGCGAAAAUCUCUUUGGACAUCAUAUCAAUACUCACGACUGUAAUGAUCAGGGGCCUUGAUUAAGCGGCAAUACUACCCCCAGUCUCUCGAUUGAGCUCGGGCGUUGCUUUCUGGAGGCUGGCGUACGGGAAUCUACUGUUUAACAACCAGGUCUUCUUUGUAAUUUAGCUAUUCCCGGUCUGGAACAUGAUCCUGAAUCAUUUCCGACCAUGCGUUUUUCCUUCUUAUUUAUGACCUUAUCGGGUCAUUAGAAUUAGUACAAGUCUCAGGGCGGCAUUUUGUACGGACGUAGGGCUAAUAAAAAGGCGUCAUAUCGUCUAUUAUGUCAUGAUUAUUCGUGAUACAUGUUUUGCGAGCUUGACUUUUGGUUCGCCUGGCCCGACAGAGGUGCUAUUUUCACAGCUUGCGCUUAUUUGCUCGUUUCUUCUCCUCUUCGGCCUCAUCGACAUCCAUACUGUCGUUGUCCACCAAGUUACCUGUAUCCAUGACUGAUCGCUUGUUAAACCCCCGUCUACCCAGGUCCCGUGUCAUGUUUGGCAGAUCGUACUUGCGUCCCAUUCCCUCUUGUUGUUCGUUGAUCAACUGCUGCAACUUCUCAUCGGCCAAGC